Kickxella alabastrina is the source of this 1143-nucleotide messenger RNA. RefSeq lists its product as uncharacterized. The transcript has a single exon. The record is from RefSeq and is a predicted model, not a curated record. The coding region runs from base 133 to 1074 and encodes 313 amino acids. NCBI's taxonomy places the organism in Eukaryota, Fungi, Kickxellomycota, Kickxellomycetes, Kickxellales, Kickxellaceae.
UACCACUUCUCACUCUCCUUUGUAUUAUACAAAAGCCUUAAAAGCAAUUUUCCUAUUUAUAGUAUUAUAUACUUCCAUUCAUCCAACAUUAACGCGGUGUACCAUAUAUCGCUAGACAUCCUGCGUUCAAAUAUGGAUAGCGGCCAGCAACAGCAACAGCAACAGCAACAGCAACAGCCGGCCAAUGCAGGUGCAAAGGACAAGGGGCCAGACAAUAGCAGGAGCGACAGCACCGCAUUGGGCGAUGCUAGUUCACAGACGACACGGCAGAACAAAGGGUCUGCAAUGCUAGACCGCGUUGCCGGAUCGGCCAAUCGACUGGCCACCAGCAUCGUGUGCAGCGGGGCCCACGGGCCGUUUGCGUUCGACCCCAGUAUUCUCGCAGAGUCCAAAUCGGGACUUCAGGGGGAAACUUCAUCAAUGUCACAAGAAUGGAUGGCUGAAAGCAGCCAGGCCAGGCCUGCCACACACACACACACGAGCUCAGUCCAGUUGCCUGUGGUAUCUGGGACCAGCAGCACUGUAUCUGCAUUCCGCCAGGCAGCACGCAAAUCCCAGACUGAAUCGCACCAAGUACAACUUGCGCAGAACUUGGAUGGGCAGGAUGUCAUUGAACUUCUGUCGCGCACACUGCCAACAAGCAUGAGCGCCACGGAAGCAGACCAGGGGGCGGCUGCAGUAUGGCAGCCGACGAGGCAGCAGGGCCCAUAUACUGCCGGGACCUUGGAAACGAUGGACGCUCUUGCGUACUUGCAAAGGUCGACAUACGCCGCCGAUAUGGAGCUUCAAGACCAUCAGGUGCCGCUGAGCGUGGCAGGAUCCGUAAAAGUAGUCGGAAAUACCACCCCGUUGCGCUCGUCGCCGUCGGGACUGGCCAAGAGUUGGAAUGAGCAUGGCGCGCUGAUCUUGGAAGAGUGGAGGCUCAACGAGGCCUGGGACCGCGCAUGGAUGGGAACUGCUUGGCAGACGUCACAGAAGAAGGAGACCGCACCCGACAAGCCGCAGCCACCCAAGGCUGAGCCUGUCAAGCCGUCAAAAAGGAACCUGAGCUAUUUGCUAAAGCCGCGCAUUUGACAGCGGGCUCUAGCAUGUGUUUUUUUGGCCUUUGGUUCUAUAUCGAAAAAUAUAUAAAGUAAAAUGCCG